Messenger RNA from Bactrocera oleae (olive fruit fly), 627 nucleotides. NCBI's taxonomy places the organism in Eukaryota, Metazoa, Arthropoda, Insecta, Diptera, Tephritidae. The record is from RefSeq and is a predicted model, not a curated record.
CUGACGAGCGAUCACCAAAAGCAGACCGAAGCAGCUGUUUUUUCAGAAAUGUCUUCAAAGAUUAUAUACUUUUUGGCCGCGUUGCUAGCGAUCUUUUGCUUGCUGCAACAAUUUGAGCGCACUGCAGCCGCGAAUACACAGCAGAUUCGACGCGCUUUUGCGCAUGAAAGGCUUGCAGCACGUAAGCAAUUGCAGCAAAAUACCAGGAAUCAAUUGAAUACGAAUCAAUACAAUAACCAAGACAAUGAGGACGAUUUUGAUGAAAAUGAUGAUAGGGUGGCGGAAGAUGAUGGCGAUGCCAAUAGUGAAGACGACUUUGCCAAUUCGACUUUAAGGAACGAGAACGCGAAAAAUGCCGCACAGGCGCAGGAACAAAACGAAGUCGAGGCUACUGUACGUCAACUCACCAACUCCGUGGAAGGCGUCGAUAAUGGGGGACGUGCACGUCGCCGUAGAAGGCGUGGUAGAGGUCGUCGUCGUGGUCGUAGAGGUGGACGCAGACGCCGUCGCCGUAGAGGUGGACGCAGACGUAGACGUGGUUAGACGUAAAAUAAUGGAAGUUGCUUAAGAAAAUAUUUUUGGAAUAAUUAAAAAUGCAAAAUACACAAUAAAUGCCACAAUUCUGAA